AUAACCGCCACUAAACAACAUGGCCGUAAAAGCUAUUACUGCCUGAGAGACCGAACUCAGGGACUGCAACUACCGUCUUCCAUAGCAACGGUUGCUAACAACCCAGGCUGCUGCGAGUCUGCUGGAGACCCGGGUGGUGACGCUGGGUUUUUAUUUUCUAAACUUAUAGUUGUAAAGCUAAGUGUAACCAUGCCUCGAGGAAGAUCGGCCACAAGUGCCCACUCAGACAGCAGUGAGCUGGAUGCUGAUGGUACAGCAGAAUCAGAGAUAGCCAAACUGCAGAGACAGUUCAGGAUCAUGGAAGGAGAUCGGCAGGCCUACAACCUUCAGGCCCGGGAGCAGAUCCGCAAACAACAGCAGGAGAUAGAGAAGCUGCUGAAGGAGCAGGACGAGCUGCAUCGAAACCUCGGUGCCUGUAAGAGCUUUUCACGGCAGCACCAGGACAGUCAGGACACCCAGAAUCUUCGUGGUCUGCUAGAGCAGAGAGACAUGCUAGAGGAGGAGCUGGAGAAAGAGAAGCAGUGUCAAAAGCAGAUAGAGAAAGAGAUCACAAACAUCCAGUUGAAGCUGGCAGAGCUGAGAAAAGGGGAGGUCAGUACCAGUGUUACACAUAGGUCUGAGGUACGGCGGACUCAGAAGGCCAUACGCACUUUGGAAUACAAACUGGACAGAGCCUUGACUUGCUUCAAUGAGCAACUGACCAAAAACAGCCACCUGAGAGAGGAGUUGCAGACUCUUCAUAUUGAGCGUGUCCGUUUCCAGCAACUACAAAACAGGCUGGACAAGGAACUGCACGAUGUCCGCAAGAAGAUCGGGGAAAUUGUCAACCUGUCCACUGCAGCUUACAAUGCCAGGGUGGAAGCUCAGUCCAAGAUGACCAUGAUGAGGGAGAAGGCAGUGAAGGACCUUGCCCAGUACAAUGGCGAGAUGAAGGAACUGGAAAGGGUUAUUACACAUGAGUGUACCCUGAAAGAGUUCAUGACCACCAAGUGCAGCGAGAGGAGCGGGCAGGAUGAUGGCCAUGAGAUGGGACACAGGCAGUUCUCAGAGCUGAAGGAGCAGAGGAGGAUGGACUCUGGGGAAGAGCCUCUGGAUGCUCUUGAGGAGGUGUUUGAGAGGAUCCAGACUGUAACAGGGGAGGACAACCUGGACAUGCUGGUCAUCAGGUUCAUCCAGGUUGAAGACCGGAACUUUGCUCUCUUCAAUUUUGUAAAUGAGCAAAACAAUGAGGCCGAGGCACUGCGGGAUCAGAUCAGCCAGAUACAAGCAGAGAUUGAGCAGUUUCGAGUAGCAGGUUUGCAACAGGAGCAGGAUCAUCACUCUUUGCUGACAGAGAUUGAUAAGCGACAAAAGGAAAGCGAGUCCCAAGCUGAAGACUAUGAAAAACAAGCCAGCAACAUAAGCAAAAUCCUGGAUGAGGUUAAAACAGGAAUGAACAGCAUCUUCUCUAAAAUGGAGUGCGACCGCUCUGUGGUAGAGGAUAUACUGGGCUCCUCUACAGGGAUCAGCGAGAACAACAUCAUAUCCUAUCUGGGUCUGGUGGAACAGAAGACCAACAAGCUGCUCACCAUACAAGCUUUCCUCAAUUCUAAAGAUCUGGAAAAGGACUACAAUCCAAAAGACCUGCCUAAAUUUCUUUUAGGUCAAAAUCCAGAACUGCUUCAGCAGAAUAUCAACAUCCAAUCUGUAAUCAACAGUGUGGAUUAUGAUGGAGAAGAGUCUCCUGUCACUGACGAGGAAGAACGGCCACUUUCGCAAGAGGAACUUCGCAAAAGAAUAAUGAAAGGGGUUCUGCAGAAAGACAGCUCUGUCCGGCACGCAUCAACCAAAGCCUCAAAGAUCAGCCAGCAGCUUGAUGGCAGACGGCGCUCCCUGGAAGGUGCACUGAUCUGACACAUUGACUUAAUCAGUGUAGGUAAUGCACACAUACGAAAAAUGGGAUCCUCAUCCGCAUCAUCUGCAGUUAAAGGGCCUGCUGUCAUUGUUUAAUGUAAUAAAGAUCAAUAGAGGCCAUGACCGCUGAUGGAACCAGCUAGAUUGGACUUUUUGAAAUGUUGCAGCUUGUACACGUAAACAUUUAAAGCUUAAUUAUGUUCUGUGUACAUCGCCUUUUAUGAUGAAUCAUUGACAUGGCCUGUAUAUUAUAUUUUGGUGUGAUUUGUUUAGUUGUAACUAAUUAGGUUUGGAACUAUAAAGAUGCUUUUUCAGACUCUGGUAACCAGCUGUCCUUUUGAUGUGUGACUUGCCAUCUGGCUUUGACUAUACAAUCUGGUCUUGGUACAGCCCUCCCUCGCUGGCAGCAUUUCAUUACAUGAUACUUGCUGCUAUGCUCAAAAGGAAAGGUUGGGGGCAGCAGAACCUUUUGUAAUUGUAAUUGGCAUGCUGAGACCUUGAUUCUGUUUCCAAAAAAGAGGUGAGGAGCCUUCAACGCUACACUGGACACACUGAUUUUCAAUUUUUGUUGGUGGAAUAAUUACAAUUUUUCCCAUUUGUUUUGGUGAAACACACUCAUUUGUUUGGGUUUUUGUCAUAA
Chelmon rostratus (copperband butterflyfish) is the source of this 2533-nucleotide messenger RNA. RefSeq names its product outer dynein arm docking complex subunit 1 (gene odad1). The coding region runs from base 190 to 1893 and encodes 567 amino acids. Gene Ontology annotation, cellular component: axoneme. NCBI's taxonomy places the organism in Eukaryota, Metazoa, Chordata, Actinopteri, Chaetodontiformes, Chaetodontidae. The record is from RefSeq and is a predicted model, not a curated record. The transcript is spliced from 15 exons. Gene Ontology annotation, biological process: outer dynein arm assembly; cilium movement.